CCAACGUUUUGGGUUAUUCAUCAGGGUUCAUCCACAACUUUUUUUCUAAAACAUAUUUUUUCUCAACAGGAGAAAUGUCUACCAACAUCUCUGUGGACCCGGUGGAUUUAAACACCUCUGACACCAACCAGAUGUGUGACGUCUUUGUCUACCAGAGAGCUGCCUUGAUCAUCUUCCCAAUCUUCUACUCUCUGGUGUUCCUCAUCAGUGUCUGUGGCAACUGCCUUGUCCUGUAUGUGACCUGUCAGAAGAAGCAGAAGUUCAACUCCACGUCUCUUUACCUGGUCAACCUGGCUGUGUCUGAUGCAUUGUUCACAUUGGCACUGCCAGGGAGAGUCACUUACUACAUCAGACAGUUUGACUGGCCCUUUGGGGAUUUGCUCUGCAGGCUGGCUACUAUGUUGUUCUUUUCAAACACAUACUCAGGAAUUGCCUUCAUGACAUGUAUCAGUCUAGACCGGUACCUGGCCAUGGUCCACCCCCACCGGCUACAGUACCUGCGGAGUGUCAAAGUGGUGCGAGCGGUCUGCUGCCUCGUCUGGCUACUGGUGUGUCUGGAAACCGCCCCCCUGCUCUUCCGUACCAUGCUCCAUGACCACAGAGGCCGACAAACCUGCAUGGAGUACUUCACCUUUGAGGGUACUCGCUCCACCCCUUAUCUUCUAUUCCUGGCCUGUACGGUUUCCUUCUGUCUCCCCCUACUGGUCAUCAUUGUGUGUUACACCCGGAUCAAUCUCAAACUGAGUCGCACGGCCAAACAGAACCCACUGACGGGCCGCUUGGGUCGUAGCCGAAGAGCCAACAAUAUCAUCCUCCUCAUCCUCCUCACCUUCGUCCUGUGCUUCAGCCCCUACCACCUCAACAUCAUGCAGUUCAUGCUGAGGAAGAUGCUGGGCCAGCCCAAGUGUGACGAGAUGCGGGAAUUCAAGGCUUCCCUACAGGUGACUGUCUCCAUGAUGAACCUUAACUGUUGUCUGGACCCUGUCAUCUACUUCUUUGCCAUUAAGACGUACAAGCAGAGGGUGAUGAGUCUGUUCAAGGGCUACCUUUCUACCCCUGCUCCUUUCUCCAAAACCGCCACCGACAACAGCAGCAGCAACACCUAAACAUCAACACCAGUAGGAAGAGAUUGUGGUAGUUCUUUAUUAAACCAGAAAGAAGUUGAGGAAGCUAUUGAAGGUGAUUGCACCUAGUUGAUUUAUGCAUCUAGGGUUUGAUUUGAGGUGUUACAUUUGUGUAAGAAACUGAGAAUUUUGUUUUGCGAUAGUGAGCAAAGAAUUAUCAGGCUGUAACCAUUGCUUGGGUGCUAGACCAUCUAAAGCUUUGUUCACACUGCAGGCCUUAAUACUCAAAUCCAUUUAGUUUUUCAAAUCCAUUUUGGAAUACUGACUGUACAAACAGCAAGUUACAAGUGACCAAAUCGGAUUUGUGUGUGUUCAGACUGUAGUCAAUUGCUUACAUUGUUACUCAAGUUGUCAUUGUAAUUGCGGGUGUGUGUCCAGUUGUUGUGUACUGGUAUUAAGUUAAGGUGACUGACAACAAUGCCUGCCAUGGAAGUCUCCCAGUUGCUUUGAAUGUCUAAAAUCAUAGCGUAAGAACACUUUUAAAGCCUCAAAGGAUAAGGUGAUCCAACUUUCAGAACUAGUCAUUUUUGGCUAGCCAAAGCAGUCAACAAGCUUGCUAGGUAGCUGUUUAGCUUGCUAGCACAAAUCACUAAUGUGUUUGUAAACAAUUAACAAGCUAGAUAGCUACCACAUGUUGUUGUCAAACUGUCAACCGAGAAGCCUGCAAACUACACGAUACGCCAAAUAACAGUAAAAAAUACUAGAAGGCAAAUAAAUCAGAGUUGACUGUUCAGACACAAGUCACAUCAUUUACAAAUAUGGUCCAAAUUGGGUCUUGAAAUAUCCAAUUUGAUGUGCUUUUUGUCUGUUCAGACUGCAGAAAAAAGAAUAUAUUAAAAUCAGAUAUGCAUUUUUUUUGUCACUUCAAACCAGUGUGAACAAGGCUUAAUAAGAUGCAAUUAAUAUGGAGCAGCCUGAUUUUGAGCUCAGCUUGAACUAUCAAAACUGCAAACUCAGCCUAAAGGCAAAGGUCACUUAUCGCUUAUAUUUAAGGCAGGGGAGCAUAUUGACAUGGGGUCCAUAUCAAAUUUACCAAUUAAUUAACUUCAAAUCACUCCAUAUGUGUUUCUUUAUUUACGUAAUGCCUAUACAGUUGGUGUAAAUGGUUUACACUGUACAUAUCCCAUUAUGUGUUUUAUAUUGCUAUGCCCUGUCUAAGCUGGGAGGGGGGCUACUUACUAAGCAAUAUGGAAUUACUUUAAGCAGGUCAUACCAUGGAACAUUUUGUUACUUGAUUUCGAAUUAGAUUUUUUUAUAUAAAAAUGAUUUGAUGAAGAAGAAAGCAUUGGCCUUACUGCUAUUAGCCCAUACAAACACAUUGAUUCACUACAUGGAACAACAGAUAGUCCCCCACCAAAGAAAUAAAAAGGAAGUUUGUUCUUAAGUGUCUGUCCUAUACCUUUAACAUAUAAGAACAAUCUGGAAACAUUUUUACAUGUAUUUAACCCUAUAUUUUUGGCACUAAACAUACUCCAUCCUUAUAUGUUAAAGGUAUAGGACAGACACUUAAGAACAAACUUCCAUACAUGUUUUCGACUGGUACCGGGGGACAUUCAGACAAGCCUUGUGAGGCCUGUGGAAAUCCUACAAAAACAACCCAUAUGUAUGUGUUCAUGAGAGUCUCACCUUUACACAGAUGGUGAAAACUGUUCGAAAGCUACAGACGGAGGUUGGCAGAUUGGCUGUAUCAACUUCUGAUGCUUGUGGGGGUUGUAGAGCAAAACAGAGAACACCAUAGUGUUCAUGAGAGACCCAUCUUUCCAUAGAG
Messenger RNA from Oncorhynchus tshawytscha (Chinook salmon), 2892 nucleotides. RefSeq lists its product as uncharacterized. The transcript is spliced from 3 exons. Gene Ontology annotation, biological process: G protein-coupled receptor signaling pathway. NCBI's taxonomy places the organism in Eukaryota, Metazoa, Chordata, Actinopteri, Salmoniformes, Salmonidae. Gene Ontology annotation, cellular component: membrane. The coding region runs from base 75 to 1106 and encodes 343 amino acids. The record is from RefSeq and is a predicted model, not a curated record. Gene Ontology annotation, molecular function: G protein-coupled receptor activity; oxysterol binding.